AUGGAAACAACGUUGAAUAAAGAUGAACAGAGUAAUCAAGAUGAUUCUGAUUCUUCUGAAAUUGAUGAAGUAGAACCUAGACUAAAAUAUGUGAGGAUUCGCAAUGAUUUAGAACAUAUCCUACAGAAUGAUGCAGCUAGCUGUAUUGCUGUACAUCCAAAGUUCCUCUGCCUAGGAUCACAUUGGGGAAUGAUCCAUCUUCUGGACCACCAGGGGAACAAUGUAAAGUCUAAAACAUUACAGGCACACACAGUGGCAGUCAAUCAGAUUUCUAUAGACCAUAAUGGUGACUUCAUUGCUUCUUGUAGUGAUGAUGGAAAGGUUUUCAUUUAUGGAUUAUACAGUACAGAGAACAAUCAUAACAUGAGUAUGGGCAGACUAGUGAAAAGUAUAGCAAUCGACCCGAAUUAUUACAAAAGUGGCAGUGGCAGAAGAUUUAUUACAGGUGAUGACAAACUGGUGCUCUAUGAGAAGACUUUUCUGGCCAGAAUGAAGUCAACGGUUCUUUGUGAAGCAGAAGGUGGAGUGAGAUCUGUUGCUUGGUCUAGUCGCUUUGUAGCCUGGGCCUCUGACACCGGUGUGAGAGUUUAUGACCUUGAUGCCAGAUGUUCGUUGGGACUCAUCAAGUGGUCUCGUACAGCAGAUGCAUCGCCAGAACAUUAUAGAUGCAAUCUGCAGUGGUCGGAUGAUAAAACACUGUUGAUUGGAUGGGUAGACGUCGUUCGGGUCUGUCAAAUUAGAAAACGUACCAUGCAAGAAAUGGUGAAUCGAGAUUUACCCGAAUUUGUAGUAGAUCCAGUGUCGACAUUCCAAGUAGAUUUUUAUAUAUCGGGUAUAGCGCCACUGGGAAAUCAGUUAGUAUUGCUGGGAUGUCUAAAAGCACUGGACGAAAAUGGGAAGAGUCAGCGUCCAACUUUGCAUGUUGUUGAACCUAAUGGUCAAGAUUUCUCAGUGAUAUGCGCAAAUUCGCUCACCCUACGUGGCUAUAAGGAGUAUAGCUGCAACGAUUACCAUCUAGAUUGUUUAAAAGAGGAAAAUAGAUUUUUCAUUGUCAGUCCAAAAGAUAUCGUAGUAGCCAGUUUAUACGAUGCAGACGAUAGAAUCGACUGGCUGUUGAGCCACGGAAAAUUCGAGCAAGCUCUAGAAGCUGUAACAACGAACGGCAAAGAUUGCAAAAAGCACACAUUGUUAUAUGUGGGCCGUACCUAUUUGGAUCACUUGUUAAAGUACAAAAGAUACGACGAGGCAGGAAAACUUUGUCUUAAGAUUUUAGGACGAAACAAAAAAUUGUGGGAGGAAGAGGUUUACAAAUUUGCCAGAGUACAUCAAUUGCGUUCCAUCUCGUCUUAUUUGCCACGCGGUGAUGUCACUCUCGAUCCGUUGAUCUACGAGAUGGUAUUGUACGAAUACCUGAAGAUGGAUCCCGACGGUUUCCUGCAACUAGUCAAAGAGUGGUCUCCGAGUUUGUACACAGUAGCGGCGGUAGUUAACGGUGUGUUGGAGCAUUUAUUAGUCCACAAUCAACGACAGAACGUAUUGUUAGAAGCGUUAGCAAUUUUAUAUAUCUACGACGGCAAAUACGACAAGGCGCUCGCCAUGUACUUGAAGCUGCGACACAAAGACGUCUUCCAAUUGAUCCAGAAGUACCAGUUGUACAGUUCGAUAUACGAAAUGAUCGAAGGUCUGAUGGACCUGGACACGGAGCGUGCCAUACAGUUUUUCUUGGAAAAAGAUAGGGUGCCGUCUGAGGUUGUUGUACAGAAAUUGCAGCAUAAUCAACGUUAUUUAUACCUGUAUUUGGAUGCCUUAGACAAAAAAGAUACAAAGGAUUCUAAAGGCAAAUAUCAUGACUUGCUGAUACGAUUAUACGCCGAUUAUUCGAGGGACAAGCUGUUGCCGCUCUUGCGUCGCUCGGAUAGUUAUCCGAUACAGCAAGCUCUGGAUAUAUGUAGUCAGCGUCAAUUUUAUCCCGAAAUGGUGUAUCUAUUAGGUAGAAUGGGGAAUACUUCAGAAGCUUUGGCACUCAUGACGAGGGAACUCAACGAUAUGGAGAGCGCCAUUGCAUUUUGCCAAGAACACGAUGACAAGGAAUUAUGGAAUGAUUUAGUUAAUUACUCACUCGACAAACCUGCGGCUAUUACGUUCCUUCUUCAAAGGAUCGGUACUUACGUCGAUCCUCGACUCAUGGUACAAAGGAUAGAGCCCACUUUGGAAAUUCCAGGACUGAAAAAAGCCUUGGUCAAGAUGAUGUGUGACUAUAAUCUGCAGGUGUCUGUGCAAGAAGGUUGUAAGAAGAUCCUGUCGAAUGAUUACUUCAACCUUCAUGAGAGGCUCGUUCGUUGUCACCAGAAAGGCAUAUUUAUUGAUGACGAUCAAAUGUGUGGAGCUUGCCAUAGGAAGAUAAUUGUAAGAGAGCCGCGGAACAUGGUUGUAUUUUAUUGUAAGCACUCUUUCCAUGAGGACUGUCUACCAAACUUUGAAUUGGUUGAAAAUUGUGUAAUUUGCAAUUCGCAGAAAGAGAUGGCGCCUGGAAGAAAAUGAUAAAGACCCCGUGAACGUCGCACACAAUGUCAGAUUGGAUCUUCGGAUGUUGCUGUAAAUGUAUGUCAAUGACAGAUUUGCUUUGCAAAUUAAUCGACGUCUCAAACUUUCGGUUCCUUAGCGAACGCUUUGAAGUGUUGUAUUGUGAAGUCUACGACGUCAACAGGCUUCACUGAUUAAAGAUUAAAGAUGAUGGAAAGAUUGGUUAAUGAUACCAUAUCUUGUCAAAGCAGAUUGGGUACAAAGUUUAUGAACUGCAAAUGAAUGAUUACCGAUGAGGAGAGUCAGAACGUAGUCCGCAAUUAGCUGUUUUAUUUCAGGAUGAACCGCCAGAUAGUCUGUGUGUUCGGUUAUGUUGCAAGACUGUCAAAGGAGAAAAUUUCUUUGUAAUAUUUUUACAAAUAUAUACACACACACACAUAUUUACGAUAAUAAGGAGAUAAUAUUUCGAAUAAAAAUUGUAACAUUUAGAGAGUAUAUACAAAUUUAUAAUAGAGAAAGCUAUAGUUUGUAUUUAUUAUUAGUAACAAUCUCUACAGAUUUGUCUUAAUAUAAAUGAGGAGGAUAGUUAUUCAAACAUCAAAUUCACAAGAAAUACAUGAACAGUCUGAUAACCUCAUUAUCAUCGUUUCUCU
Molecule: messenger RNA, 3176 nt
Organism: Odontomachus brunneus
Lineage: Eukaryota; Metazoa; Arthropoda; Insecta; Hymenoptera; Formicidae
Gene: lt
Product: vacuolar protein sorting-associated protein 41 homolog
Exons: 14
Coding region: 1-2541 (846 amino acids)
Biological process (GO): cellular response to starvation; vesicle-mediated transport; endosomal vesicle fusion
Cellular component (GO): HOPS complex; late endosome
Molecular function (GO): protein binding
Source: RefSeq, a predicted model, not a curated record